AUGGAUACGUGCAGGUGGUGUAGAACGGCAGGGAGAGGUGAAGCUGCUGUGUCUGACCUGCUGCGUCGCUACAGUAGCGCUGCACUGCCAUCAGAGGAACUCAAAAACGCCAACGAGGACCUCAGCUUCUGUAUGGAGUGUGUGGUGGCAUACCACAAUGCCAGAGAGAAUGCCCCGGUUCUACACGAGCGUUUGUGGAACCUUGAAAUCAGCCGACUGCUGGGUGUGUUCCGGCCCCUGUUGGAGCUGGAGCUUGAGGAUGAUGACCUGCUUAUCGUUGAGGGCGACCAGGAGCUGCCUGUGUCAAAGUUUUCUCUCGCCGAGUUCCACGACUGCCUUAGGUUUCCCUUCACUGAAGUGCUGAAGUACCCCUACCUCUUGUGUCACCCAGAACUCUGUGAGAUGGUUGAGAAGGUGUUGUGUAAGAUGGAAGAAAUGUCCGAUCCACUGCAGUUGUUUGAUAAGCUGCAGGGAAUCUACCUGUUCAUGGUGCACCCCAAUAAGACGGUGAGACGAUGGGCGAUCAGGGAAGCCCAGUUGAAGGGAAAAGUGGAUCGGGAUAGCUAUUAUGACCUCCAGGAGGUUUUCACCUGCAUGUUUUAUGUCAUUGAGUUGGGCAUCUCCUUGAAUAUUUCGGAUAUUGAUGACUCGUACCACACAAAGAGCAAAAUACUUAGACUUCCCCCUCACCUGUAUGAUUCCAGCAGUGAGAAGAACUACUGGCUAGGUAUCUGUAUGCUACUGAUGCAGCUGGACUCCCAGGCAAUGGACUCUCUGUUCACAGGUCUAGAGAGACAGACAAAUAUUCCACAAUGCAUACUCAACACCAUGGACCAGUCUAGAGAGGACGACCCCGCCUCUGACCCAUUCUGGCCUGCACUGCACUGUUUCAUGGUGAUUCUGGACCGACUCGGGUCGAAGAUAUGGGCCCAGAUCGAACCAGCACCGGCCUUUCAUGCCAUCACCGGAUCUGCCAGCUACACGGCUGAGAUCGAGAACAUCAGGCAGAGAACUAUGAUGUCCCGUGUGAAGGUAGAGCUUGAAUCUGAUGACAUGGUGACGUGUAGUCAAAUGGUGUAUGAUUGCUAUGCAGCUGAGAAAAGAAACAAAUUGGCUCGGUCAUCAUCCAGUUGUUCCGACAGCAGCAGCAGUAUGAUAUUUGAAGAGAUGAAUUCUCUGGUUAGUGUGUUACAGUCGGAGAUGGGCCAGAGCCUGCGUGUGUACGGCAGCACGUUCCUUUGGUUCAUCCCAUUUGUCCGUUCUGUAAUGGAAUUGUCUGAGCUCAGUGUGAUGUACAUCAGCGAGGUCAUCAACUACCUCUGCAACAAGAUCAACUGUGACAUACUGAAAGGACAUGCCGACACCCCUGACAAGGUCACGGAAUUCUUCACACGCAUCCUUAUUUAUAUCAUCGAACAACAUCUCAGCAAGGGAUGUAUGGGCUUACUCUACCACUGUCCCCGCAAGUGGAUAGAAGUCGUGGUGAUGUGGGUGGCUUUUACUGGUGACAGUAUGGGUGGACCAGAUGGAACUGGAGCUGCUCACCUGGUCUCUUCAACCUCCUCUCUCAGGUGUGGGUUGCAGGCCUUCCCUGUCACAGGCAGGGUUAACCCCAUGACACAGGCAUGUAUGAGGCUGAUUCGCUCCCUGCUGAGAGAAGGAGGACGACUCGGUACUGUUCCACGCUCUAACCACUUCUUGAAUCUACUCAAUAAGCAGUUGCGAGAAGUCCCUUCUAGAGGGUGGAGUCUGACAAGGUCAGAGAUCGUAGAGUUGCAACAGUGCUUGAAGGAACUUGUCAAGAAAAUGUUUGAAAAGCCUGCUGUUACUCCCAUUGGUGGUUCAUCUGCUUCUCCCACUCCACCAGUAGAAGCACCAGAAAACAUGGUGGAUGCAGCAACAUCAACACAUCUUGGAGAUAUGGGCUCAAGUAGUGCUGGAGGGAAAGUCCUGCGUAUAAAAGAGGAGCAGAUUUGGGAUUAUGAGGUUCAUAGUCCAAGGGCAGAGGUAGGUUUUUGCAGUGGUCUGGAGGAAGUCCUAAAAGUGAAAAAGGAGCCUCAAACUGCAGUACCAAUCUCCGAGAUGAUCCCAGGUGUAGAGAAAAUGUCUUUAAAGCCUGACCUGGAGAAAUUUCAGGAAAUCAAAUCCAAACUAAAUGAGAACCCAAGACUGUUGAAGAUGCAAGCUAUUGCUAAGAGAACAACUCAUGGAGCUAGCCAUACUGAACAGAACGAGCUAUAUAGACUGAAUGAUGAGCCAGAUGAAGAAGCAGAUGAUGUGCCUCUUAAUGUACUAAGAAAACGCUUGAAAAAAACCCACAGGCUUGAGUCCGAUGACUCGGAUGUUGAUGAUAAAUCUCAGAAGAGGAAGGAUCUUGAUUCCAGCAUAAUCAUAAUUUCUGACGAUGAGAUUUCCGUUAGUGAAGGAGGGUCAAGCAAGGGACAUUGCUUUUCUGGCAAGGAGGAGUUAAAGACAAAAGAGGAACUGAUGGAGCCAGCCCAGAUGGAGAGUCCAAAGCGAGAUUAUGACGUGGAUCUGAGUGAAUCACAGGUGUUUGAAUUUGAGACUCAAGAGUUUGUUGCAUCUGCUUGGGGUGACUCGGGGCUCAAAAUGUCUCCCUCAGCCACCAGCCCCAAAGGUAAUCUAUCACACAAAGGUAGCUUUAGCCCAAAUUCUGCUGAGCCAUCUUCUAGUUUGGAUAAUGAGGUAGAUCCUAUCCCAGAUGAGGACAUUGAACAGGCCUGUCUAGAGGUGGAGGAGCAGAUUAAGAUGCAGCAGCAACAAACAGCUGUUUGUUUGCCUGUGACCCAGAAACAGAGUGUUGCCACAGAGCAAGUGUUCAUUAAACCAAAGACACUGCCUGUAAAAAGUCCCUCCAAGAAAAUAAGUGUGGCACAAAAGAAAGCUAAGGUUCCACCAGUCAUUGCGCCACUGGCUCAAAAAUUGAAGAGGUCCUCAAAAUCUCAAGUUUUAAAGACAAUAUCAACCACUCCAUCCUCCCCUUCUCAUACUUCUGCUCCUUUGCACCCUCUUUCUCCUUCAUCUUCUUUCUCCUCUCCUUCAUUUGCCACCCCUGCAAUUGUUCCUCCUAAGAAGGUCCGCGCACCCAUUCAGCCAGAAUCGACAGCAGAGCGUUUGGGGUUGAAGAAAAAGGAACGUAAGGCAUUUGAUCUCUCUCAGCGCUCCCUGGUCUGUUUGGGCAAACUGCGCCGCUACGGCCAGAAUGUACGGGUAGAUCAGCCACAGAAGAAGCAAAUCCGCCGAACAAGCAAGACCACCAAGGUCAUCUCUCCGCAGAAACUCAUGGUUAAAGGCAACAAGAAAUUGCUUGCCUCACAGGAUUUGCAGUUCUUCAGACAGUCCAGAGAAAAGAAUAAGAAAACCAGUACCAGUAAAGCACAGUCUGUUGCUGCACUUAAGAGCACCAAGCAGGUCAGUGUUCAGCAACCUGUUACGCCAAAGGAUGUCAGACCGACCAAUAAAGAGCAAGGAGAGGGGGAUAAAUUAAUUUCUCUGCCUUGUCCUCAUCCAGACCUGGCCCUCAGGCUGAAAGAUGCACAGGUCGUCUCAGAGGCAAGUACUUCAGGGGCGGGUGAGCCCGCUGAUGGAAGAGAUUAUUUAACCAAGAACAGUGAAGCAAUCAAAUCCAAAUACUUUUGCCAGGACAAUGAUGAGGCAAAUGUAUCAGCUGACACAGUUGGGAAGGGAGGUAUCGCUGAAACUGACAAAGAUGAACAUGAGUGGAUGUUUCUUACUCAGAUGGAGCCAACAGAUAUGGAAUUAUGUUCACAGAUUGAUGAUCCACAGGAGGAAGACAAUGAUGAGAGUUUGUUCCUCACUCAAAGAGAUCCUGUAGAUAUGGAACUUGAAACAGACAGUCAAAUGAAUAUGGCUGGGGAAGAGAUUUGGGUGGCACCUCAGCCACUUGAUCCCUCUCCAGGUCAGACAGCCCCUUUCACUACCCCCAUUGUGAGCACUGCGCGUGAUGACCAUAAAUUCCUGAAACCAGGAAUGUCACCCAUGUCCCUGAAGAGGGCCAAGCCAUCAACCACGAAGAUUUAUACCCCUAAUUCUCGGAGUGACUCACUGGCCUUGGACAUGGAGAAGGGUUCAAAACCUCCAUCUCUUGCUAAGGGGAAAUUUGCUCGCCCGUCAGUACUGCCAACCCCCAAACCACCAUCUCAACCUGAAUUUUGUCAGCCGAGACAUUUGCCCCGACCUCCCACCCACGCUCCUCGCGCCAUAUCUUAUAGUUCAGCUAACGAUAUCCUCCACCCGCCUACCUAUAAAACCUACCCAAGACCUGAAGCCCCAGGCACUAAUGCGAUGCCAUCAUUGGACACUGGACAGAAGUAUGACCCUCUAAUCCUGACCCGUGCUGUCUUAAAAUGGAAGUACAGUAUGUUUGACAACUACAGACAGUUUGGCACACCAUCUGACUUGCUCCCUCUCAAGGAGAUGCCCACCAAGUUCUCUAGCUAUGAAGAAUACUUUGGUACCAUCUAUCCCCUUAUGCUCACCAGUGCAUUCGAAGAGAUGGCCAAUGAAUGGAUGAAAGGUGUUAAGGUGAUGCAGAGGUUGAAGGUUGAAGGGAUUGAAUACAGCAACCGCAUUGCAAAUGCCAACUUCAAAACAACUCUAACUCGUGAACAGGAGGGGAAACAGCUGUAUGCUAAAGAGGGUGAUUUUGUGGUCUUGUGGUUGCCACAGAACAGAGGUGCCUAUGCCAGUGAUGAACCUGAAUUCGGAGAACCUAGCCCUCAUUUUGGAUAUGUGAACCGAUCCAAUCUUUCUACUGGAGAAGAUAAGAACCUGUUGCUGAAUCUGAACAUUCAGACUUACGGAAACGUUUCAUCUGUGAACACCCAGACCGUACAAUGUGAUGUGAUUGGCUCUCUGAUUAGCAUGUUCCGGGAGUUCCGUGCCUUGUGUAUGCUCAAGAGUGGGAUUAUGAAAGUUCCUUUGCUUGCUCCACACAUAUCCUUCUUCCAGUGUAGCCAGAAUGACAUGCCAGACCUCGACAUCCCUGAGUAUAAUAUGGAUCAGACCAGGGCAAUAGCACGUGGUGUUUCUAUUGUAAGAAGACAGCGGGGACCUGAGGCGUUCAGGAGCCCAAGAAUUCUACUGAUCCAUGGCCCCCCAGGAACUGGCAAAAGCAAGACUAUCGUAGGCUUACUGUACAGCCUCCUGGUUAAUGACACUGCUCAGACCCCCACGGCAAUGCGUCAGCCUAAAUUUCGCCAGCAGCGGAUUCUACUCUGUGCUCCAUCUAACGCUGCUGUCGACAGCCUCAUGAAGAAAGUCAUCCCCUUUUUUAAAGAAAAACAGAGAAACAAAAAAUUUCCACAGGGAACCUGUGGAGAUAUAAACCUUGUGAGGUUGGGCAAUGAGAAAAUCUCUGAGGACCUCAAAGAUUUCAGCCUGGACCGUCAGACCAGGAACAGAACACAGAAAUUACAGCAACCAACAGACGCAGACAUACGCAGGAAGACUGUGCUGCUGGAUCAGCGCAUUGAGAAUGUGUCUCGAAAGUGUGCCAGUACCAAGAGGGGUUCAGCCGAGUUCCAGCAGCUGACAGAGGAGAAGGUGAAAUUGCUGAGAGAAAGAGAAGGAUUGAGCAAACAACUGAGAGAGGCACGCAGCCGUAAGCAUGCGACUCAGGUGAAGAUUCUUACGGAGGCAAAUGUGAUCUGCAGCACUUUGAGCAGCAGUGGGUGUAGCCUCCUCGAGUCCGCCUUCCGUCACCUAGGAUACGAGCCAUUCAGCUGCAUCAUCAUUGAUGAGGCUGGCCAGGCCACUGAGACUGAGACACUGAUACCUAUGAUGUACCGAUGCCCCGCCCUUAUCCUGGUGGGUGAUCCUGAUCAGCUCCCGCCUACUGUCAUUUCCCAGAAAGCAAAGGAGAUGGGCUAUGAUCAGUCUCUGAUGGCUCGUCUAUGGAAGAAUCUUCGUCAAAUGAAUCCCUCCCCCAUCGUCUUCCUCAGCACUCAAUAUCGCAUGCAUCCAGAUAUAUGCGAGUUCCCCUCCAAAUACGUCUACGGCAAAGCCCUCAAAACAGACUGCGAAACGGCUCAGAAACGCUGUGCAGAGCGUUGGCCUUUCCAGCCCUACAGAGUGUUUGACGUGACAGACGGACGGGAGAACAAAGAGAAUGAGUCGUACAGUAACCUAAAAGAGGUGCGGUUGGUGCUGUUGUUGCUGAAGUUGGUGUGUGAGAAACAGGUUGGUCGUGUGGGGGUGAUUACACCCUACAAUGGACAGAAACAGAAAAUUCUGGAGGCUAUUGCGAGGGAAUCUGGCAGAGACAACAAAAGACAGCUGCCGGUGGAGGUUGAUACAGUGGAUGGUUUUCAAGGCAAGGAGAGGGACUGUAUCAUCGUGUCAUGUGUGAGAGCCAGCAGUGAAAUGGGAUCUAUCGGAUUUGUGGGUAAUCGGCAGAGGAUGAACGUAACCAUUACCAGAGCCAAAUUCAGUCUGUUUAUACUGGGACAUCUACGCACUCUCGGGCAGUCUGAUUGGGGGGCUCUUAUAGAAGAUGCCGAGAGGCGUGGCACUAUCAUAAAAACUCAGGAGAGAGACUUCCACGCUGACGCCAGAAAAAUCUUUAAACCCAGAGCUCUGUCUCGCAGCAUGUCCCACCCUCCUGCUGCCCCAGUCCUGAGCCGCAGCCUGUCCACUGAUCACCGCCCAGACCUCUUCACUGGACACGCCCCAAACAGGCCCAAGGAACUGCACAGGACUCUGCCCCUUCCAACGCCAGACGCAUCUGGAGAUUCAAGACUGGCAGUCAGGCGUGCCACCAGCCACGCCGCGCUGGUUUACCCGCCGACCAGGUGGGAGGAUUCGCGCGACUCCCCGCCCCCCGGGUCAUCAGACCCCCCCAGAGAUCCGAGACUGCACAGACGGGAGUACAGACGGGACGAGGACAGGAGGAGCAGAGACGAGCAGCGAGAGAGGACGCAUAGGGAAGGCAGUCGGGACCGCGCGUUGGAACGCCGCGACUCCAGCCACUACUCCCACCAGACUGCAAAACGCUCACAGGAGCCCCACUGGUCCUCAUCAUCCUCAUCAUCACCAAAGAGAAAGAGGAGAUAGCCCGGUGUCUGUUUUUAUUUUGUCUUUUAGUUCUUGGUCUAAUCAUUCUGUUGAAGAACAAAGUGACUGAGAGAGUCGUUUUUGCUCCUCUGUCCGCUAAGC
This is a messenger RNA of Chanos chanos (milkfish), 7197 nucleotides long. It is a transcript of the gene setx, whose product is annotated as senataxin. Bases 1 to 7095 code for a protein of 2364 amino acids. Gene Ontology annotation, biological process: termination of RNA polymerase II transcription. NCBI's taxonomy places the organism in Eukaryota, Metazoa, Chordata, Actinopteri, Gonorynchiformes, Chanidae. Gene Ontology annotation, cellular component: nuclear body. Gene Ontology annotation, molecular function: transcription termination site sequence-specific DNA binding; helicase activity. The record is from RefSeq and is a predicted model, not a curated record. The transcript has 25 exons.